AUGCGGCUCAUCUUGCUGGGCUGUGGGGGGCACCAGGACGUGCUCGCGGCGGACGCUCGGAGCGAAAUCAACGUCCCGGAGCUGAUCGACGUCGAGAAGAACACGCUGGAGUUCACGCUGCCCAACGGCGUCCACGUGAUCGUGGCGGAGCGGCCCGGGUCCGGCAAGGUGUCCACGCACACCUACGCGAGCGUCGGAGCGUGGGACGAGGAGGUGGGCCGGACAGGGAUCGUGUCUCUCAUCACGCGCAUGUCGUACAGCGGCACGCGCGGCAUCGGCACGGAGUCGUGGGAGCGCGAGGCGCCGCUGCUCGAGGCGCAGGACGAGACGUUCUACGCCUUGCGGACCGCACAGAGGGAGGGUCGCGACAAGGAGGUGCCGGCGCUGCGGGAGCAGCUCAAGGCGCUGCGGGACGAGGCGGCGGAGCUGCAGACGCCGGACGCGUGGCUGGUCGAGCUGGACCGCCUCGGCGUGACGUCCGUGCGCGCGCGGUGCAGCCACGACUGGAUGCGGUGGACGGCGUCGAUGCCCGUCGGCGCGCUUCCUACGUGGUUCGACCUGGAGCGCAAGCGGUUCCGCGACCCCGUGUGGCGCGGAAUCUACGACGCGAAGCAAGCCGUUGCCGCGGAGCGCAGCCAGCUCGAGAAGGGCGCCCCGCUUGGGGAGUUCCAGGAGCGGUUCGCGCACAAAGCUUUUCAGACCAACUACAGGCGUCCGCUGAUCGGCUACAAGGACGACGUGGAGCUGCUAUGGCGGCGGGAGGUGGACUCUUUCUUCCGCAAGAAGGUCGUUCCGAGCGCGGUGACGAUCGCGGUCGUCGGGGACGUCUCCGCGGCGGACGUCGAGCGCAUGGCGGCGCCCACCAUCGGCGAGUGGGUCCCUCGCUCCUCCCCCGUGCGCCCGGCGCCCGAGAACGAGGCGCUCAAGCCGCGGACCGGGCCCCCGGCCCCGAAGGCGGACCCCGCGGCGCCCAUGCCGCUCGACGUCGUCGACGAGAAGGCCCGCGGGUCCAACCUGCGCGACACGAUCAUCAUGCCGGGGCAGAUCGGCGUGGCGCCGCCCCCGCCGAGCAAGUCCGCGACGAACAUCCUGCGGUUCGAGAGCGACGCGGGGCCGCUGCUCCUCGAGGGUUUCUACCGCCCCCCGACGACGGACAAGCAGUCGGUGGCCAUGGACUUCUUGGCCGACAUGCUGGCCGUCGGACAGGAGUCGCGCUUCCACGAGGCGCUGCUGACGUCGGGGAUCGCGUCGCGGCAGGACGUGGUCGCGAGCUUCCCGGGCGUGCAGCGCGACUCGCUGUUCCUGACGCUCGCGGUGCCGGCGCCGGGCAAGUCCUUGGACGAUGUGUCGCGGGCGGUGCGCGGGGCGGUGGACGGCCUCACGCAGGAGGUGACGCCGGAGGAGCUCGAGCGCGUGAAGCGGCGCAUCCGGUCCGCGCAGACCAAGGCCGUGCUCGGCGAUGCGUCGCUGGCGGGGCUCCUGUGCAAGUACCACGCCGUGCAUGGGUCGUGGCGGGCGCUCGGCGAGGACCUGCGGGCGGCGAGUGUCAUGUCGACGGAGGCGGUGCAGAGCGCGGCGCAGACGCUGUUCGUCGCGGAGCGCCGCUUCACGGGGCAGGUGCGGAGACCGAAGCCGAAGAAGGAGAAGGAGGAGAAGAAGGAGGCGGCUGCGGGCACCCCAGAGGACGCGCCGCCAGCACCAGGGCCGGAGGAGGGGUCGGAGCCGCCGGCUGCGCCUUCCCAGGCAUGA
Messenger RNA from Pedinophyceae sp. YPF-701, 1749 nucleotides. The record is from the annotation of a GenBank genome assembly. Lineage: Eukaryota; Viridiplantae; Chlorophyta; Pedinophyceae.